AUGCUUCAUUGUCUUAUCCUUAGUAUUCUAUCAACAGAACGAUUAAUAUCAAAUGAAACAAAUCAAAAUGAUGUUGAAACAACACCUAAUACAAUUUAUGAAAAAAGUCUUUUAUCAUGCUCUAAUAAUCAACCAUAUUCAAUUACAUGCAUAGAUUCUAUAUCAAUGUAUUUUGAUAAAAUACAAAAUUAUGUUGAAUUAACAUGUCAAUUUUCAACAGGUGAUAUACAUGAUUUAUUACGUUUUAUAAUAUUUAUAUUAGAAAAAAUUUAUAUAAAUAAAUUUCAAAAAAAAACAUCAUUUCUUAGUUGUGAAAUAGAUCAAAUAAUAUCAUGUUGUACGUUAUCGAAAACACUUUUAUCAAUAUUUAAAUAUCUUUAUCAACGACAUGGUCAAUGUAUGCAAACAUGUUCAACAUUAGAUACAAGUUCAAAUAAUUUAUUUACAAAUAUUGAACGAUUAGGUUCAAUUAUAUAUCUAUCUGAUUUAUUGACAUCAUCACAACAUUUAUCAAAUUUAUAUGAUGAAUAUUUUUGUACAUGGUUUGAUGAAGAUGAUUUAAUGAUAUCCUUAAUAAGUUAUAAUUUAUGUAAAUCUGGUAUAUUACUUGGACAAACAACAAAAGAAUAUAAUGAAUUAUAUCUACGUUUAAUUGAACACGAUUUUAAGUUAACUAAAAUUCAUGCAUAUGCAUCAUGUUUAUUUUUUACUUGA
Rotaria sp. Silwood1 is the source of this 714-nucleotide messenger RNA. Lineage: Eukaryota; Metazoa; Rotifera; Eurotatoria; Philodinida; Philodinidae. The record is from the annotation of a GenBank genome assembly.